AUGCUACCGAGUAAUACAUUCACUAGAUUGACGGAACGUGGACCCUUCUGGCCGGCGAGAGUGGAAGCCGUAGUAAAUUCGGUUCGGUAUGGAACUCAACUCACGGAAGAUCAACGGGACAAGGCACGGACACUAAUAGCGGAAUUCGCGGAUGUCUUUGCAUUAUCAGUGCGAGAGGUAAAGCCAGUAGACUUUAUCAAGUUUCAUUUACAGAUCCCACCGGGUACAACCUUCACCAAGAAGAUACAGCAGAGACCUCUGACAAAGCCACAACGCGAAUAUCUGUUCCCAGUACUGGAAGAUAUGCGAGACGCAGGAAUAACACGAUUCAUCAAAUUGGACGAGGUCAAGGCUGUCGCAUCAACGGUUUUGGUACAGAAAGCACAC
Suillus plorans is the source of this 387-nucleotide messenger RNA. RefSeq lists its product as uncharacterized. The annotation marks the transcript as partial. The transcript has a single exon. The record is from RefSeq and is a predicted model, not a curated record. NCBI's taxonomy places the organism in Eukaryota, Fungi, Basidiomycota, Agaricomycetes, Boletales, Suillaceae.